AUGGGUGAAGGCUCUGCGAUGGUGGCAAUGAGCGAAAUUGUGAUGGGAGAAACUCCUCCUUCGUCGUCCACUUUCGAUGCCUUGGAGUACAUCGAAGAGCUCUAUACACCAUCUUCCUUGGAGCGCGCACAGGUUGUGCAAGAUUUUGAUGACCAGAUGCCUACUUCCAUAAGACAUUUAGAGGAUGUUUAUGUAUCGGAAACGGAUUCGAACGAGACUGACGGAAACAGCAUUCCAGAGAUGAUUGCCCUUGGUCUUGAAAUUUACAAGAACUUGGGGUAUUAUGCGAUAUUGAAAAGGCCUUCUAAGGACUACAUGAAGACGGUCCAGAUCGAUAUUAAUGUGGAAAUGCGAGCUAGUCUCAUCAAUUUGCUAGUGAGGGUAACCGAAAUGAAAAAGCUUCUACUUCGACCCGAGACACUAUGUUUAACCGUGAGUUACAUUGAUCGUUAUCUGUCCAACAUUUCAAUUAACAGCCAACAGUUACAGUUGCUUGGACUUGCCUGCAUGAUGAUUGCUUGGAAAUACGUCUCACUUAAAGCCACUCCCAAAGUGCCAGUGUGGUGCCAUGUUACCGGUAAAAGUUACCUGAAAGAUGAGAUGCUACAAAUGGAAUCCGCCGUGCUGUACCACUUGAAAUAUGAAAUGGCAGUCCCAACAGCUUAUAAUUUUCUGAGGCAUGUUGUUUGGGUUGCCGAAACGCGUGAUCGGGAUCAUCUGUUGCAGCUCAAAUGUUUGGCCAGCUACAUUGUACAGUUAUCACUUCUGGAUUACGCUAUGCUUCGUUAUGCACCGCAGCAAGUCGCGGCUUCUGCCGGUUUCUUGGCCAGAUUUAUACUAUCUCCUUCAGACAAACCUUGGGAUGCUAAAUUGAGGGAAUACACACUAUACCAGCCCUCUGAUUUAGAGGAAUGUGUUAAGGCAUUGCAUCUUCUCUAUCGUGACGGAGGUGGUACCGCUUUGAGUGCGAUCGCAGCCAAGUAUAGCCAGUCGAAGUACUGUUCUGUGUCAAAGAGGGAGUGCCCAGCAACAAUACCAGAGCAGUUCUUCUGGGCUGUGUGA
Hibiscus syriacus is the source of this 1062-nucleotide messenger RNA. RefSeq names its product cyclin-A1-1-like. Gene Ontology annotation, biological process: regulation of cyclin-dependent protein serine/threonine kinase activity; mitotic cell cycle phase transition. The record is from RefSeq and is a predicted model, not a curated record. Bases 1 to 1062 code for a protein of 353 amino acids. NCBI's taxonomy places the organism in Eukaryota, Viridiplantae, Streptophyta, Magnoliopsida, Malvales, Malvaceae. Gene Ontology annotation, molecular function: cyclin-dependent protein serine/threonine kinase regulator activity. Gene Ontology annotation, cellular component: nucleus; cyclin-dependent protein kinase holoenzyme complex; cytoplasm. The transcript has 9 exons.